Cercocebus atys (sooty mangabey) is the source of this 4737-nucleotide messenger RNA. RefSeq names its product forkhead-associated (FHA) phosphopeptide binding domain 1 (gene FHAD1). Lineage: Eukaryota; Metazoa; Chordata; Mammalia; Primates; Cercopithecidae. Gene Ontology annotation, molecular function: protein binding. The record is from RefSeq and is a predicted model, not a curated record.
UACCUCAGGUGAUCCACCUGCCUCAGUCUCCCAAAGUGCUGGGAUUACAGGUGCAGGCCGCCGCACCCGGCCUCACAUUGUUGCUCUGCCACCAGCAUCCAUCCGCAGGAGCUCUCUUCAUCUUGCAAAACUGAAACUCUGUUCCUACUGAGGAAGCAUUCUCCUUCCCUCCCAGCCCCCCAGGCCCUGGCAGCCACCAUCUUUCUGACAGAAAGUACUGUCUGUCUCUGAAUUUGCCUGUUGCAGGUUACUCGUAGACGUUGAAUCAUAUGUCUCCUGACAUCGACAACCACCAUGCACUCAUCGAAUAUAACGAGGCGGAGUGCAGCUUUGUUCUCCAGGACUUCAAUUCCCGCAACGGCACGUUUGUCAACGAGUGCCACAUUCAGAACGUGGCUGUGAAGCUCAUCCCUGGAGACAUCCUGAGAUUUGGGUCUGCAGGGCUGACCUAUGAACUGGUCGUUGAAAACCCACCUCCGGUCUCCUACCCAUGGAUGAGGGGCCCAGCACCAUGGCCAGGGCCACAGCCACCUCGUGCCACACAGCAGCCGAACCAGGCCCCCCCGCCGCCACAUAUCCCCUUCCACCAAGGCAUCCAGCCAGCACCGGUGCAAAGGAGCUGGUCCCAGGGCUUCCCCAGACCCACUGUGGUCCUGCCGGCCUCCCACCGGCGGCCUGUGAGCGCCAGCAAGGAGAUGUUCUCGUUCGUGGUGGAGGACGCCCGCAAGCCCCCUGUCAUCAAGCAAGUGUGGACCAAUGCCGUGAAACUGUCGGAAAAACCACUGGCCGAGGGGAUUCCUGGGGCAGUUCCCCCCGCGGAGAUUUAUGUGGAGGAGGACUUGGCCCAGCAGGACAAGGAUGAAAUAAUUCUGCUGCUGGGAAAAGAGGUCAGCCGUCUCUCAGAUUAUGAAAUUGAAUCCAAAUACAAAGACGUCAUAAUAGCAAACCUGCAGAAGGAAGUGGCUGAGCUGAGUCAGAAGCUGUCGGAGACCACCACCUCCAGGCAGAAUGAGAGGGAGAUCUCACAGAAGUGUCAGGUUCUGGAUGAAGACAUCGAUGCCAAACAGAAAGAGAUCCAGAGCUUGAAGAGCCAGAUCAGUGCCCUGCAGAAAGGGUACAGCCAGGUGCUGUGCCAGACCCUGUCGGAGCGGAACUCAGAAAUCACAUCCCUGAAGAACGAGGGCAAGAACUUAAAGAGGGACAACGCUAUCGCAUCAGGGAUGGUGUCAUCUUUGCAAAAAGACAUGUUAGCAAAGGAUGAGCAAGUUCAAGAACUAAAGGAAAAAGUCAAUCAACUAAAAAGUCAGAACAAAGACAAGGACCACCAGCUGGAAGCCCUUGGUUCUAGAUGCUCGGUGCUAAAGGAAGAGUUAAAACAGGAAGACGCUCACAGGGAGCUCAGGGAAGCCCAGGAGAAAGAGUUAAAACUCUGCAAAACUCAAAUCCAAGACAUGGAGAAAGAAAUGAAGAAGCUCAGGGCAGAGCUGAGGAAGAGUUGUACUGAACAAAGCGUGAUCUCUAGGACUCUGAGAGAAAAGAGCAAGGUUGAAGAGAAGCUUCAGGAGGAUUCCAGAAGGAAAUUGCUUCAGCUGCAAGAAAUGGGGAACAGAGAGAGCCUCAUUAAAAUCAAUUUGGAGAGGGCAGUAGGUCAGCUGGAGCACUUCAGAAGUCAAGUCAUCAAGGCCACCUAUGGACGGGCAAAGCCAUUCCCAGACAAGCCCGUCACCGACCAACAGUUAAUAGAGAAAAUUGCCCAGGUCACUGAGGACAACAUCAAUUUUCAGCAGAAAAAGUGGACCCUACAGAAAGAAACCCAGCUGAGCAACUCCAAGCAGGAGGAGACCACCGAGAACAUCGAGAAGCUGAGGACGUCGCUGGACAGCUGCCAGGCUUGCAUGAAAAUGUCCUGUUGCACCAGUGACCUGAAGAAGGAGGUCGACCUUCUUCAGCACCUCCAGGUGAGCCCACCUGUCUCGGGGCUCCAGAAGGUGGUGCUGGACAUCCUGAGGCACGCCCUGUCCUGGCUGGAGGAGGUGGAGCAGCUCCUCCGGGACCUUGGGAUCCUGCCCUCCAGCGCUGACAAAGGGUUCUCUUUGUAUCUGAUAUAUCUUCUGGAACAUUAUAAAAAACUUAUGAGCCAGACCCAGGAACUUCAGAUCAAGUUCAACAGUUCUCAAGAAACUCAGCAGUCUUUACUGCAAGAAAAGCUGCGGGAGCAUCUGGCAGAGAAGAAGCAGCUGAACGAGGAGAGGCUAGAGCAAGAGGAGAAGCUGAAAGCCAAAAUCAGGCAACUGACGGAAGAGAAGGCGGCUUUGGAGGAGCGCAUUACGCAAGAGAGAAACAGAGCGAACGAGACUUUGGAAGAAGAACGGAAGAGAAUGCAAGAGCUGGAGAGCCUCCUGGCCCAGCAGAAGAAGGCUUUGGCGGAAAGCAUUACCCAGGAGAAGAACAGAGUGAAGGAAGCAUUAGAGGAAGAGCAGACAAGAGUCCAAGAGCUGGAGAAACGCUUGGCCCGCCAGAAGGAGGUUUUGGAGAGCAGCAUAGCCCAUGAAAAAAGAAAAGCAAAGGAAGCCUUGGAGUCAGAAAAGAGAAAAGUUCAGGAUCUGGAGAACCACUUAACCCAACAGAAGGAGGUCUCAGAGAGCAGCAUUGCCUACGAGAAACGCAAAGCAAAGGAGGCCAUGGAGAAGGAAAAGAAAAAGGUGCAAGACCUGGAGAAUCGCUUAACCAAGCAGAAAGAGGAAUUAGAAUUAAAAGAGCAAAAAGAGGAUGUUUUAAGUAAUAAAUUAAGUGACGCACUAGCCAUGGUUGAAGAGACUCAGAAAACAAAGGCAACUGAAAGUCUAAAAGCAGAGAGCCUCGCCUUGAAAUUAAAUGAAACAUUAGCUGAACUGGAAACUACCAAGACAAAAAUGAUCUUGAUGGAAGAGCGGCUAAUCCUGCAGCAGAAGAUGGUAAAGGCCGUCCAGGAUGAGCAGGAAUCACAGAGACAUGGAUUUGAAGAAGAGAUCAUGGAAUAUAAGGAGCAAAUCAAACAGCAUUCCCAGACGAUUGUGAGCCUCGAAGAGAAACUCCAGAAAGUCAGUCAGCACCAUAAAAAAAUAGAAGGCGAGAUUGCAACAUUGAAGGACAAUGACCCGGCCCAAAAGGAGGAAAGGCCGCAAGACCCUCUGGUGGCUCCCACGACGGACAGCAGUGCCAAAGACAUGGCGUAUGAACACCUGAUAGAUGACUUAUUGGCUGCUCAGAAGGAAAUCCUGUCUCAGCAGGAGGUCAUCAUGAAGUUAAGGAAAGACCUUACAGAAGCCCACAGCAGAAUGUCGGAUUUGAGAGGGGAGCUAAACGAGAAGCAGAAGAUGGAACUGGAACGGAACGUGGCGCUGGUCCAGCAGCAAAGCAAGGAGCUGAGUGUGCUCAAGGAGAAGAUGGCCCAGAUGAGCAGUCUGGUGGAAAAGAAAGACCGGGAGCUGAAGGCCCUCAAGGAGGCACUCAGGGCGUCCCAGGAGAAACACAGACUCCAGCUGAACACAGAGAAGGAACAGAAGUCCCGGAAGAAGACCCAGACGUGUGACACCUCUGUGCAGAUAGAACCCGUCCACACUGAGGCCUUCUCCAGCAGCCAAGAGGAGCAAUCCUUCAGCGAUCUAGGGGUCAAGUGCAAAGGGUCCCGGCACGAGGAGGUCAUUCAGCGUCAGAAAAAGGCCUUAUCUGAACUUCGAGCGCGAAUUAAAGAACUAGAGAAGGCGCACGCACCAGAUCAUAAAGACCACCAGAAUGAAUCCUUUCUAGAUUUAAAGAACCUCAGAAUGAAAAGCAAUAUCCAGAAAAUACUAUUGGAUGCAAAACCAGAUUUGCCAACUCUCUCAAGAAUAGAGAUUCUAGCGCCUCAGAAUGGCCUUUGCAACGCAAGGUUCAGCUCAGCCAUGGAGAAGUCAGGGAAGAUGGAUGUGGCUGAGGCUUUAGAGCUCAGUGAAAAGCUGUAUCUGGAUAUGAGCAAAACCCUUGGAAGUCUGAUGAACAUCAAGGACAUGUCCGGCCACGUGUCCAUGAAAUACCUCUCCCGCCAGGAGAGGGACAAGGUCAACCAGCUUCGACAAAGGGACCUCGACCUGGUAUUUGAUAAGAUCACCCAGCUCAAGAACCAACUGGAGAGGAAAGAGGAGCUGUUGAGAGGAUACGAAAAGGACGUUGAACAGCUCAGGCGGAGCAAAGUGUCCGUUGAGAUGUACCAGUCGCAGGUGGCAAAGCUGGAGGAUGAUAUCUACAAAGAGGCCGAAGAAAAGGCCCUGCUGAAGGAGGCCCUGGAACGCAUGGAGCAGCAGCUGUGCCAGGAGAAGAGGAUCAACAGGGCCAUCCAGCAGCAGAAGGAAAGUGUAGAGGAGCACGAACCGAAAAACGCAAAAGAACCGACACCUUGCAACUGUGCCUUCAAAGAGAAAGAGAAGCAGAGACGAGUAUUUGUAAAGAUGGUGAAGAACAGGAUGCAGAACUCAAAUUCCCAGUUUGGCACCAGGAAAGCCUCCCUAAAGAUGGACCAAGAAAGAGAGAUGCUGAGAAAAGAGGCCCCAGAAAAGUCCAGCCAGAGCCUUUUGCAUUCUAAGCCCAGCGGGAAGUACUAGAGAAACCUCGUCCCACCAGGCCUCCGGUGUGAUCCUGUGUGAGUUCGUGUGACUCUUCUGUGUCAUCUGUGUCAAAAUACUGAGUUGCUUUUGUAGGACUUUAAAGGUUGUUACCCUA